Messenger RNA from Emiliania huxleyi CCMP1516, 768 nucleotides. RefSeq lists its product as hypothetical. The transcript has a single exon. Lineage: Eukaryota; Haptophyta; Isochrysidales; Noelaerhabdaceae. The record is from RefSeq and is a predicted model, not a curated record. The coding region runs from base 91 to 621 and encodes 176 amino acids.
CUCGUCCAGGGAGCAGCUCGGGACGCACCAGGGGAGGCCGGUUACGGCCAUGCGUGGCCGCUGGCCUUCGCCGCCGGCGCCCUCGCCGCCAUGAUCCUCCUCGCCCGGCGGUGCCCCGCCCGCCCCUCCUCGUGCUGCGGGCGGCCCCUCUCCCUCCCCUUCUCGCGCCUCUCCGACCCCGACAGCUCCAGCCCCACGGCCAAGGUCAACGGCUCCGCCAAGGGGCGGGCUCGGACACGUGACGGCGCGCUCGAGGCGGUCGGGCGUCGAGUCGGGCAGGGGCGCCCAAAGGCGGGCGAGGCCGAGCCGAGGCCGGCCUCGCUCGCCCUCUCGCCUCGGAGGCUGCCCACCCCGCCCGAGCCGGCGGACCGAGUGCGGAUGGUAGCUGAGGAGCUCACUGCCCUCGAGGCGAGCGCAGGCUGCCUCCCCGCACCCUCGCUGGUCGAGCGCUGCUCGCAGCUCGCCGCCGAGCUCCAGGCCGUCGAAGUGGCCGCCGACAAGCGCCUCGCCCAAUGGCGCGCCUUGCAGCUCCGCCGCUGCGAUAACCUCCUCGCCUACCUCUCCCCGUCGCCGCUGCCCUCGCCGCGCCUGCCCUCGUGUGGCGACUCCCCCGCACUUUGACCCCUCACAUGCAGGGGCAGAUCUCACGUCAGUCUCUGGUCCUGCCCUUGAGAUCUCCCAAAGUCGAGAUGUCCACGAAAUGCCCGGUCUCACCGCGUCGCUUUCGUUUGACGCGGUAGCUCUGGCAGCGGUUGUGGCUCUCAAGAU